Messenger RNA from Lachancea lanzarotensis, 930 nucleotides. RefSeq names its product LALA0S03e06612g1_1 (gene LOT5). Lineage: Eukaryota; Fungi; Ascomycota; Saccharomycetes; Saccharomycetales; Saccharomycetaceae. The record is from RefSeq and is a predicted model, not a curated record. Bases 1 to 930 code for a protein of 309 amino acids. The transcript has a single exon.
AUGCUCCACAAUCAUGAGCAUACUUUGACAUGUCGAAUGGAGAGGACCAAGCCUACGGUAGAAAAUGUGACGCCAUUGGCGCUUUACCAACAGACACAACCGAGAAUAAAAGGUGUAGCGUUAGACCGACAAAAUGAAUUGCCUAUCUUGUAUGGGGGUGGUAGGGAACUGCUGGUUGGACUGAUACCGCCGCCCGGAGAGCCUCUACCGCUGGAAUGUGUGGAAUUGGCGGAUUUUUUUGUGCUGAGCACUUGUAUGGUGGUGUGGAUGAAUGCACAGGAAAUUGGGUUGCAGAUCCCGUACCAAAAGGUGGUUUACCAUGGAACACGCUUGAUCGAGGACCAAAAAGCGAACUCGGUGGGUUCCAGUAUGGAAAUAGUGUUGACGGUCCAACGGGACGCCACGUUGGACCAACUGUUUCCGCGGUCUGGUGGAUUUUCAGAAUGGUCGUCGGAAUAUCCGCUGGAGACCGUGGAAUUGGUGCUGAGACCGCAGCACGGGGAGUUCGAGCGUGUGUACAACGACGAGCGCGAGACACUGUUUACGUUUCGAGAGUUUGGGCUGAAUCGCGGUGACCGGAUGGUUUCCAAUUGCAAUGCUGCGAUUUCACGGUGCAUGGACCUUUUUAGCACGGACGAAGAGCACGAAAACGACCCAACAGCAUUUGAAACAGACUCCCAACAGCACCAGCUUGAAGGUUUUAAUGAGUUGGAUGGGGUUCAGUCGCACAGCGAUAUGGUGGUGCCCAUGUACACCAACUUCGGCGCUGCAGACGACCUGGACGUCGAAGGUGACAUCGGAACCUUGAAAGAAGAUGGGUUGGACGCAGGGAUGGCGUUGGAAUUCUACGAUGACACACCGCUGGCGGGACGUCGUAGUAUGUGGGAUUCCGGUCUAGAAGGCCGGUUCAAGAAACCCAAGGCCACGUGA